UUUAACUUCAUUGUUCUCGUCAGAGGUAAAACAAAAAAACAUGCACAAGUUCUCCUUUGUUCCCUAUUGUGUGGUGGCACUGGUGGUGGUGGUGCUGUUUUCGGGUGGGACUCGAACGGCGGAGGCAGUGACAUGUGAUGUCUCGGAGCUCAGCCCGUGCAUGGCGGCGAUCACGUCGCCAAAGCCUCCAUCGACGACUUGUUGCAGCAAGCUGAAGGAGCAGAAGCCAUGCUUUUGCCAGUACCUUAAGAACCCAACCAUUAAACAGUUCGUUGACACUCCAAGGGCUAAAAAGAUUGCCAGCACUUGUGGUGUUGAAUAUCCUCAGUGUUAGAAACUUAUAGCUUUGCUUUAAGCAUAAUUAGUGUGUUAUUAUUAGUGGGUUUAAGCGGGAAGAAACCAAUAAUGGACUUUUUUAAUUAGGGUUUACGUGUGCUCUGAUGAACUAUGAUUCAUCUAUGUGUUUGAAGUUGGUCUUGAAAUGUAUUAUUACACGCAAAUAAAUAUGUAUUAAUCGAACUAAAAUAAUUAUCA
Hibiscus syriacus is the source of this 534-nucleotide messenger RNA. RefSeq names its product non-specific lipid-transfer protein 2-like. The transcript has a single exon. The record is from RefSeq and is a predicted model, not a curated record. Lineage: Eukaryota; Viridiplantae; Streptophyta; Magnoliopsida; Malvales; Malvaceae. Bases 41 to 334 code for a protein of 97 amino acids. Gene Ontology annotation, biological process: lipid transport.